GGGGUGGCGACAGAGGAGAAGGGAUGAGGACGCAGAAAGGCAAAGAAGGAGGACAGUGGGAGUGGUGAGGAAAGCACAGCUGAAGCAAGAGAGAGAGUCCGAGUCACGUCGUCGUCCUGAACCGUCCCAAAAGCGCUAUCAGCAACUCACACGCGCAUGCAGCAUGUUUACGCCACACGGCGGGAGCGCCCCAAUAGUCCAGGAUGGAACCUCUGAGCUAAGGAAGCCUUGGACUUGGAACUAACGUCUUCCUAAAUUCGCCUUCUUCAUGCACACCACAAGAUGUCGGUCAAGCUGCGAUUUGACUCGCCUUCGGAUGGAAACCCAGUUCAUCGUAGUCGCUCCUUCACGGGGUUCGGCUCUGUGACGGGCCGACGGCGGCCUUCCUCGGCUCGUAACUCGUUGCGCUCCAACGCUGUGUCUGAAAGAAAAACUCCACGAGCUCCGCUGUCUUCCAGAAGAGGAUUCGGAUCUGUCUUGUCCCUGCAGCCAGAGGAUGUGGACCGCGUUUUCCAGGCGCUACGCAAAGGCCUCAGGGAUCAUGUGCAGCGCCACCAGACUGAGAUGGACUUUCUGUCUUCACAGCAGCGAGAAACCAAAAGGAACUCCAGACUGGGCUUUCAGUACGACCUUGACAAGGAGAUUCGUGUUCAGGAGAGGCUUAUCCGAAAGCUGGAAUUCCAAAUCAGCAAGGUGGACGAGCUCUACGAGAACUACUGCGUCCAGUGGCGUCUCUGCCAGGGAGCCGUCAACAUGAAGAGAGCCUUCUCCCUGGCGCCCUCCACCAGGGAGUCCAGAGAGAGCCUCCUGGAACUCGGACGCAACCACAGGCACAGCGUCCAGGACAUGUCAGCCAUGGAGGGAGAGCUCGAGGUCCUCCUGGGAGAACUUCACGUCAAGAUGAAAGGUCUCAUUGGCUUCGCCCGGCUAUGUCCCGGAGACCAGUAUGAGGUUGUGCUACAGCUGGGCCAUCAGCGCUGGAGGAUUCGCGGCCGUAUCGAAAGCGACGAUGUCCAGUCCUGGGAUGAGGAGGAGAUGCUCUUCCUACCGCACAUCAAGCACAACUUUGAGAUCAAGGUUUCAGAGGCCAAGGGUCUGGGCUGGCAGCUGGUGGGCACGGUGACCUGUGCCAGCGCGCACUUCUUUGUGGCUACUCCCCAACUCAUGCUGGUGGACAUUACCCAACUAGGGACCAUCAAGCUACAGCUGGAGGUUACGUGGAAUCCGUUGGACAGUGGUGACAAGGUUGGACUUUUGUCGAGCAGCCGGCCGUCAGGGUGGAGCAGGAAGACUUCAGUGCAAAGUUGGACUGCACCCAGCACACCUUCCUUCUCAGAGAAGUACUUCCUGUCGAUGGUUCAGGAGUUGCAGGACGGAGGAGGAGGAGCUUCAGUCCCACUCCGGAUGAGGAAAAGUGGGCGGGCCAGGGGUGUGUCUUUAAUGAGCUAUCUGUCACACUCGUCCAUCACAUCCAGCCUCUCACAGGCCAAGACACCACCCAGCCUCUGCAGCAGCGUGGCAGGAAGUCACACUCAACUUUCCAUGGGCGAGGACGGAGAGGAAAGAGUGACCAGCGGGAGGAGGAGUCAGAUGGGUCGGGAAGAGGAGGAAGAGGAGAAGGGGGAGGCCUGGGGAGGAAUGUUUGCUUCUCCUUCUUCUCUCGUGGAUCUUCACAGGUCCAGCACCCCUGACAUCCUCAAAGACAAGCAAGACAACCCAACAGGAGGUUCCACGGAGGGCGAGGAUGGUCCACCAAAUGGCGUCAGCCAGGAGCGCAAAGACGUACCGGACCCCGCCCUGGAAUCCCCCGCCGCCUUGCUCCCCUCUACAGCUGCCAAGGUGGAGGGGCCCAGGCACGGGGGGGAGGAGCCCGGCGCUGGAGAGAGGCGGGCGCAAGCGCUGCGCCUGGGGGGGCUGCUGGCCGGGCUCGAGAGAAACUUGCGGACGCCGCAGAACUGUGAGAGCCCACUGAGGGUCCUGAAGCAGCAGAUAGAACACCUCAACACCAUCCUGAGGAACGACCUGUCCCUGAUGAGACCAUCGACAUCGGAUGACACCUUGGCCGUGGAGGAGGUUCUCUGCAGCUUUGACUUCCUGUCACAUGAUGAUGACACUUCCUGUUUCGGCGGGUGAGUGUGUAUAAAUAUCUAUCUAUCUAUCUAUCUAUCUCUCUAUCUAUAUACUGUAUAUGUCUUGUCCGAGAGCGCCGAGGACCAACGGGUUUGCGAGGAUCAGCCGCCAGUCUCCCCGCUGACUUGUGGCCACUGGGGUCUAGACCAGGCUCUGGAGACACACCUGGACACAUGCUGCAUCCUACUGGAGACGCUGCAGAGGAUCAACUUCAGUUUGACCCGUGAAGAUCUGCUUGAGGAUAUUUCUCAACAAGCGGACGUCCUGAACAGAAUCGGCUGCUUACUGCUGGAGGACAAGGACAACAUCUCCACUGAAGACUUGCUUCCAGAGAAUCAGAGGAGCAGGGAGGUUUUGCAAUUCUGGGCCGACUGCGUGCGAGACGUCGCUUGCUCUUCUCCAUUCUGCUGCCACUCGGACAACUUUGUCAACGCACUCAGGAAACAUUACUCGCACAAAAUUAAAGCCAAAGUCAAAGCCAAGCAGCCUGGGCUCCCCGAAAGAGUGUUCCGCACACUGCUGCAGCAGGUGCAGGCGGCCUGCAGGGCGGCGCUAUGGCCUCCUCAGCCUCCGUGCUCUGCAGACAGAGUGAGCCUGUUCCAGCUGUCGAUUUACCUGAGACGAUGCAAUAUCCUGACGCUGGGCGAACACGUCGCCCGCCUAUCCAAGGAAGAGUACUUCCUGUCGGCCGUGAAGGGUCCCAAGCGUCGGGGCGCGCUGACCAGGAUGACGUCGCGGGGCGUGGCCCGCCUUCUUCCACUGGGUUGCACGCUGCAGGCGAUGGCGGCGCUCCUGACCGAUGCCGACCGCAAAGUGUGCCAGGCUGCCGCCCGCUGCCUGAAACGGGCUUCUGUCUGCACCGCCUUCCGAGGCAGGGCACUUGUUUACUACACGGAGAGUUUGAGGAGCACCGACGUCGUCAUUCAGCGGAACUCUUGUUUGGCGCUCAAAUGCUUGGCGGCCACAGAGAGUGUGGAGCACAUGGUUGAACUUCGCAGGUGUCCCGAUGAAGGCGUUCGAAAUGCCGCCAAGGAAGCGGUCCUCUCUUUUGGUAAAAAAGGCCAUGCGGCCUUCCAGAGGAUGGAGCAGCUUGACUUGGAGAUGCAGGAGGACUUUUUUCAGAAUUUGGAGACUGAGAUCACGUUCCUAUAAGGGCAACUGAUGUUUUCUUUCAUGUUCAUGGCCAACGCACGGUGUUAACUUUUGAUACAUAUUUAAAUAAUAAAAUCAGCUAAACGCAG
Hippocampus comes (tiger tail seahorse) is the source of this 3371-nucleotide messenger RNA. It is a transcript of the gene ripor3, whose product is annotated as RIPOR family member 3. The record is from RefSeq and is a predicted model, not a curated record. Lineage: Eukaryota; Metazoa; Chordata; Actinopteri; Syngnathiformes; Syngnathidae.